AUAUGUCAGCUGUAAUGUCAUUGGGUGUGUGUGAGAGAAAGAGAGAAAUAUGAGUUUGUUUUGAUCGCAACGAUAGAUUUACGUUCGCUUCGUUUUCAUCAAAUUUCGAUUUGUUGUUGAAGAUUAUUGAAUCCUCGCAUCCAAAAUUGGUAACAUACUUGAUUCACCACCACAAAAUAUGGAUAAACAUUUAUUUAAUCUAAAAUUUGCGGCCAAAGAAUUGGAACGUCAUUCGAAACGUGCUGAAAAACAAGAACGUGUACAAAAAUUAAAAUGUAAAAAAGCAAUACAAAAUGGUAAUACGGAAGGUGCAAGAAUUUAUGCUGAAAAUGCUAUACGGGAAAAAAAUCAAGCUUUGAAUUUUUUACGAAUGGCAAGCCGUGUUGAUGCUGUAGCUAGCCGUGUACAAACAGCAGUAGCAACCAAAUCAAUCGCACAAUCAAUUGGCGGUGUAACCAAAGCUAUGGAUUCGGCAAUGAAAUCAAUGAAUUUGGAAAAAAUUUCACAAAUAAUGGAUAAAUUUGAAAAACAAUUUGAAGAUUUAGAUGUACAAACAAAUACAAUGGAAAGUACUAUUAGUAAUGCAAUGGGUACAAUGUCACCUGAAGCACAAACCGAUAAUCUUAUGAAACAGAUUGCCGAUGAAGCUGGUUUAGAAUUGAAUUUAGAAUUACCAAGUGUAGCAACAUCAACAUUAUCCUCUACAAAAGAAACAACAAAAGAAGAUGAAUUAUCUAAACGUUUGGCUGCCUUACGAUCGAUGUGAUGAAAUUACAAAAAAAAA
This is a messenger RNA of Dermatophagoides pteronyssinus (European house dust mite), 784 nucleotides long. RefSeq names its product charged multivesicular body protein 1b-like. Gene Ontology annotation, biological process: vacuolar transport. The record is from RefSeq and is a predicted model, not a curated record. Lineage: Eukaryota; Metazoa; Arthropoda; Arachnida; Sarcoptiformes; Pyroglyphidae.